Moneuplotes crassus is the source of this 1041-nucleotide messenger RNA. The record is from the annotation of a GenBank genome assembly. NCBI's taxonomy places the organism in Eukaryota, Ciliophora, Spirotrichea, Euplotida, Euplotidae.
UUUCUAACAUAAUAUAAUAAUUUUUAAUAUUAAUAUUUAAGAUAUAUGUCAAUAUUGGUAAAACUAUUAAUAUCCAGCUUAACAAUGGUUUGUGUCACCAUUGUGGCUUAUGCCCAUGGAGGACAUCAUCAUAGCCACGAAGAAGAGAUUCAUACAAAUCCAAUAUUUGAUGAAUUAAUUGCUUACUGAAGUUAUUACGACUGGAAAACACAGGCAAUAAUCGCAACACUCAUUGUUCAAUCAGUGCCUGUCGUAAUAAUGUCAGCGACCUACAAGUUCUUAAGUACUCUUGUGGGAGACAGUAAGAAUUCUUUGCUGGUUCAAAUAAUGUACGCGUUCACAUUCGGCUCGCUAAUGGGAGAUGUGUUCUUUCAUAUCUUUCCUUCUUUGAACGAAUAUUACACUAAAGGUGGGAAAAUAUUUGAAGAGCACCAACAAAUACGUGUUUACUAUUUCUUUAUUGGAGGGAUGAUUUUGUCAUAUCUCUUGGAAAUAUUUAUUAAUAGGUUCUUUGGUGAUCACUGUCAUAACGACUCUAAUAACAAGCAUCACGACCAUAAAGAGAACCAAGGUCAUUCUUCAGAAGUGAUCCUUGCUUUCUUUGGGGAUUUUUUCCAUAACUUUUCUGAUGGGCUUGCCAUUGCAAGCACCUAUGCGCUAAGCCCAAGAUUGGGAUUUGUUACUGCCUUAGCUACCUUUAUACAUGAAUUUCCUCAUGAAAUUGGAGACUUUGCUUAUCUCUAUAAGAACAAAUAUAGCUAUGUCCAGGCUCUUUCUUAUCAAUUGUUGACAGGCUGAGGAGCAGUUUUAGGAGCCAUUGCAAGCUUGACUUUUGGAGGAAAAGCAACAAUUGAAAUGGUCGCAAUUUCAGGAGGCACAUUUGUGUAUAUGUCUCUUCUCUUGUUUCUAAAUGAUCUAAGAAGUAGCAACAAAUUAUCCUGGGCCAUUGCUAAUACAGUAUCCAUUUUUGCAGGACUAUAUGCUAUGGAAGCUGUGUCAGUAUUUGAAGGACAUUAAUUUUUUAAGUUUCAAUGCUUAGGA